AAUAACGUUAAGUUAUGAUCCAUUUGUCGUCCUCUCCUUUCCGUCACGCUAUCGGUGUCUUUCUUUCAACGGAAAAGGACUCGCGCGCAAUUUCGCAAGUGUCGCGAUCAAAAGAGAGAGAGAGAGAGAAUCGAGGCGCCGGCGUCAGCUAUUGAUUCUCUUGAAAUACCGUGAUUUCAAAAGUUACUAUCACCAGCCCACACACUGGGGUGUCACCAGUGGCGAACCGCUCCUCGACCGCGGACAAGGUCCUCGCGCGUUUCCUCCUUUGGUCCCGGCAGGAUGGAGUGUCUAAAUCUUCUUGUUUGAUCAGAAAGAAUCGAAUUUGAAAGGAAUUAAAACGAAAACGGAAAAAACAUGGCGAAUACGGCUCACCUCGUCCGCCGGCAAAGCUCCCGCGAUCUUAAACCCCAGAAAAGUGUCGAUAAGCUUGAGAUGAAAGAGAUGCGUAAUAGAUUAGUGGUGGAUAAUCGAAAGAACGUCGCCACUGCCAAUUACGGGGCCACUAAUGCGGCUUUUGAAGAUAACAGUCCUAGCAAGAACAAAACAGGAAACGGUCCAGGCUCCGGCAAUAAUGACGGCAAAGCGAUUUUCCGACCGGAAGCAGGCGAAGACGAGCGUGAAAAUUGGGAUAGCAAACUUACAUUUCUCCUGGCGACCGUAGGAUACGCGGUGGGCCUCGGAAACGUAUGGCGGUUUCCCUAUCUGGCUCAGAAGAACGGCGGAGGUGCUUUUCUAAUUCCUUAUUUUGUGAUGUUGGCUAUCGAGGGUAUUCCUAUAUUUUAUCUGGAAUUGGCAAUCGGUCAGAGAUUAAGAAAAGGUGCCAUUGGCGUGUGGAAUCAGGUAUCCCCAUAUAUGGGCGGUAUCGGAAUCAGUAGCGCCAUAGUCUCCUUCAAUGUGGCUCUUUACUAUAACACCAUUAUCGCCUGGUGCCUCUUUUACUUCGUUCAGAGUUUCCAGUCGCAGCUACCUUGGGCGGAGUGUCCAAAUAGAUACUUUCCAAAUGGAUCUUACGCGCCUGAACCCGAAUGCUUGGUCAGUAGUCCGACGCAGUAUUUCUGGUAUCGAACCACUCUGAUGGUAUCAAAGGAUAUUAAUACGCCGGAAGUGUUCAAUUGGAAAAUUGCUCUGGCGUUAAUCAUUGCCUGGAUCCUCGUCUACAUGUGCAUGAUUAAGGGUAUCGCAUCCUCGGGCAAGGUUGUGUACGUAACCGCUACGUUUCCAUACAUCGUUCUAAUCAUUUUUUUCUUCCGAGGAGUGACAUUGAAGGGUAUGUCGGACGGUCUGCGGCAUCUCUUUACGCCAAAGUGGUACACAUUGACUGACCCGGUAGUCUGGUUAGAGGCUGGAACGCAAAUCUUCUUCUCUCUAGGCCUAGCUUUCGGUGGUCUAAUAGCGUUCUCUUCGUACAAUCCGGUAAACAAUAAUUGUUACCGCGAUGCCAUCAUGGUCAGUCUGACGAAUUGUUUCACUUCCAUGUUCGCAGGAAUUGUUGUUUUCUCUAUCAUAGGGUUCAAAGCUACCAUGGUUUAUGAACAAUGUUUAUCAGAAAGAAAUAACACGUUAAUGAAUAUAUUUGGUCAAGUUGAGAAGAUACCCGAGGAUAUUCCGAUAAGUGGUACACUAUUGAACAUCACGAACGGUAACGGAUCACUAGACAACUUGAUAAUGCCGGAGCUGCCCGAGUGCGAUCUAGAAAAAGAGUUGGAUAAUUCGGCAUCGGGCACAGGUUUGGCAUUCAUCAUCUUCACGGAAGCGAUCAACCAAUUUCCCGGUGCUCAAUUCUGGUCAGUACUGUUCUUCUUGAUGCUCUUUACGCUGGGAAUUGAUUCUCAAUUUGGUACUCUGGAGGGUGUCGUCACCAGUAUUGUCGACAUGAAGCUUUUCCCGAACUUAAGAAAAGAGAUUCUGACAGGUGUGAUUUGUUUGGUGUGCUGCACAAUCUCAAUGGCCUUCGCUCAUGGAGCUGGCAGCUAUGUCUUUGUGCUGUUCGAUAACUUCAGCGGAAACUUUCCGUUGCUUAUAAUUGCUUUCUUCGAAUGUAUAGGAGUGUCCUAUGUUUAUGGUUUGAAGAGAUUUGCCGACGAUAUCGAACUGAUGACCGGUAACCGACCUGGUCUCUAUUGGCUGAUAUGUUGGAAGUAUCUCAGUCCAUUGGCAAUGUUGAGUAUCUUAAUCGCGUCUUUCGUCGAGAUAUUUUUCGAAGGAAGUGGUUAUCCGGCCUGGGUGGCGAGUAAAGGCGUUACGGAAAGACACGAGUGGCCUGUCUGGGCUUUAGUUCUCAUCUCCAUUCUUAUUCUCACUUCCGUUUUAUGGAUACCUGCAGUCGCUAUUUGCAGAUACUAUGGAAUUCUCAUCAUCGAUGACAACGAAAAGGCCUGGUUUCCCGCGGCGGAUCUAAAAGAAUUUCAUGGAAUUGUGCCGCACGAGGUAACGGCGGCUGAGACACUGCUGUUUUGCAUCAGGAGCGACGGUUCCGAAGGAUUAUGCUGCCCUACGGGAGGCCCUAGCGACGACGAAGACGAGGACCUCACCUAGGAUCGAUUCUUGACUGCGACGCGCGUUUCCGCGGAUGAUCUCGCUUUAAGAAACGCUUUACUUUAUCCUGUGACCAUCUUCGACUGCUUGCUGCUUGCUCAAAAGUGGCUGCAAUCCAUUUUGGUGAAUCCGGUCGAAUAGUAGUCAGCGCAUCCGCGUAGUAGGAUAUUGUCUAUUGUGUCAAUUAACAUAAAAGCUUCGGUAGUAGAAGUCAUUUCUUCAUAAUUUAAAGACGGAGAUACAUUCGAUUAAAACAAAAUAAUUUUUCUUCCAACUUUAACAGUUAUUAGAUGUUAGAUUCAAAUUUUUUUUUAUAAUAUUUGAAAAUUCUGUAAUUAAAAGAAGAGUUUUUCUGGGAGCCAAAUAUCCGGAAACAUUGAUGCAAGUGAAGAGUUAUUUGAGAAUAUUCUUGAAUGUAUUUCCAUCUGAGAGAUGUAAUCAUUUGCAAUUUUGUUUGAGUUUAAGUGAGAUUCACUAUGCGAAAAAUUGCUUUCAAAACUUCGCAGAUAAUGAAGAAUAUUAGGCUACAAUCUAUAUAUACAGUUUUCGAGCGAACGAUACAAUCGCGCAUUGUGUGGGCGGAAACGAGACGUGAUCUUUCCGUGCGGAAAAUUACCAGUUAUACAAGUUAAUGAUGAAACAUUUACUCUUUAGCGAUUGCGAAUAACAUCAGAUUUAAUAAAAUUAGCGGUAGGAGCCGUCCAGUGGACUUGGGUGAGUGUAUCCGAAACAUUAUUUUAGAUAGAGAGUCUAGGAUCAAAGCAUUUGGGUCCUUAGAUCUAUGGAUAUUUGAAGAUCGAAAAUACUUUGAGAAUCGAUGAGUCUAAAGAUUUAAUAUAAACACUUAAAAAUCUAAAAAUAACAGAAAUAAGGAGAUAAAAAUAUCCAGAUGUUUAAAAAUAUAUAAGAAUUUAGAGAUAUAAAAAUUGAAAUAUAUCAAAAUAUAUAAUGUCUAAAGAUAUAUCUUCCCAAAGAUCUAAGGAUUCAGGAAUCUACGAUUGAUACGCGGAUUAAUGACAUGACAAUAAUAAGUUUAGCAUAAAAAGACUAAAAUUGAUGACAAUAAAAUAAUUGGAUUAAAUCAUGCUCGACAAUAAUAUAAACAUUGCGCAACAUGUGAUGCGCAUUUAAAGAUACCUGGAUAGCAAGAAGGCAAUUGAUUCGACUCGAUGAAACUGGUUUCUUCGAGCGAAGAGAGAUAAUCAUCAUCCAGGCCACGUAGAUUAAACAAUUAACAAUUAGUUUCACGUAGGUCAAUUAUUAUUUUAAUUUUAACUCUGUUAUGCAUCAAAAUCGAUCUGUGACAUAGAGUAUAUUAUAAAAAUAAUAGAUAAUAUAUACAUAUAUAUAUAUAUAUAUACAUAUAUUAAAGUAAACCAUUUGGUUUUAAUGAAUGAAGUCAGAAUCCAGGUCGAAUUUGAACGUUAAAGGUGUCUUUGAACAUUCCAUGGAAUCUUCCUGUUCGCACUCUUUUGCGACACACAAUAUUCAAAUGGCCUGAUACCUUCCAGUGAUAUUUUAAGCUCUUAACUCUUUGCACUUUGAGUAAUUUUCCGUAUUGAACUAAUAAAAAGAGAAAAAGAAAGGAAAAACCAUUAAACUAAUUUAUAUAGAAAAGGUUAUUACAAUUUCACAGUUAAAUUUUCCGUAACAAUAUGUGAUAAUAAAUAUUAAUUUCUCAUGAUGUUACUGAAUGCAUAUAUAUUUAAUGAGAUUUUAUAAGUCCAUAUUGAAACCAAAUAUUCUAGUGCAAAGAGUUAAUGAAUUCAUGACUAAUUGGUUGUGGAAUAUUCACCUAAAACGUACAAAUGUAAUGCGGACAAUAAAUAUAGUAGAAUUUUGUUUUCUCGAGUUAUCUAUUAGUAAGCCUAAGCAGAGAAAAUAACUGCAUUAGCAAUCGUUAAGAAAAUGACUAAUUAAUUAAAUAAUAACAAUAGGAGUCAUCAAUUAAAUAAUGACGGAAAUUGUCAUUAGUUAAUUAAUGAUGAAAUACAAACCAUAUCUUGAUAUCAUAUCAUUUCUUAUAAAGUAUGUACUAGUUUUUUAUCUCGCAUACUUACUCGAUCUCUAUUGGCAAAAGAAUCUUUUGGGAGACAAAUUUUGUAUCUUAAUUAGAAAUUAUCUUUUUUUGAGUAUUUUUUAAUAAUAUUUUAUCCUCUGUACAUUUUUGUGAUUAAAAAUUGAUAAUCUUUUCAAGUUUUAAAACAUAAUUAACAAUUUCAAAUGUAAUUCAUGUAUUAAGGAGAUAAAUAAAAAAAAAACAAAUAUUAAAACGAAAGACGUUGCAAUGGUUCAUUAUCAAAUGAUUGCAGUAGUUAUGAUUGGAACUACAGAGAUCGUUAUUUAUCUCAUCAGACUUUUGUUAACCAUAUAUAUUAUCGAUGUAGCUUGCGCAAUAACUUAAAAACAAUACACCGAUGGCGGACGGUAAUAAUUGUUAUUAUUACAUAUUGAUUAUGAUGAUUACGAUACAUAUAUACAAUAAUAUUGCGUAUACGUAAAACUGUACAUAUAUAUAUACAUAUAUAAAUAUAUUGUUGUCAGUUGAAUGUUAAAAUAAAUACCUUGAAUGGA
Messenger RNA from Cataglyphis hispanica, 5112 nucleotides. Its product is annotated as sodium-dependent neutral amino acid transporter B(0)AT3. Gene Ontology annotation, cellular component: membrane. Gene Ontology annotation, biological process: sodium ion transmembrane transport. The record is from RefSeq and is a predicted model, not a curated record. NCBI's taxonomy places the organism in Eukaryota, Metazoa, Arthropoda, Insecta, Hymenoptera, Formicidae. The transcript has 14 exons. Bases 358 to 2538 code for a protein of 726 amino acids.